CAGAUCAACUGAUGACGGUGAUAGACGCGUACAGACGACGCAUCCUCACGUUCAGACGGACUCUGGCCAUGUGUGACUUCCCUACGUUAAUUCUCAGACCAUCAGGAAGGAUAAGCAUCAUCACAGACUCGUUGGCGGAGAUGGUGGGCUAUACACGAGAGCACGUGGUAGGACGACUCAACAUAUUCGAUCUCUUGGGCGACGAUAGUGUCUUAUACUUCAUUCAACAGGUGAUGAUGGGGG
Messenger RNA from Sphaeroforma arctica JP610, 243 nucleotides. RefSeq lists its product as hypothetical. The annotation marks the transcript as partial. NCBI's taxonomy places the organism in Eukaryota, Ichthyosporea, Ichthyophonida. The transcript is spliced from 2 exons. The record is from RefSeq and is a predicted model, not a curated record.